Messenger RNA from Neltuma alba, 4563 nucleotides. Its product is annotated as DExH-box ATP-dependent RNA helicase DExH3. Gene Ontology annotation, molecular function: ATP binding; RNA binding; helicase activity. The transcript has 19 exons. Gene Ontology annotation, cellular component: nucleus; intracellular anatomical structure. Lineage: Eukaryota; Viridiplantae; Streptophyta; Magnoliopsida; Fabales; Fabaceae. The record is from RefSeq and is a predicted model, not a curated record. Bases 88 to 3996 code for a protein of 1302 amino acids.
AUGCCCGCCACUGCCCCCGAGCUUCCGGGGACGUUGAAGGAGAUGUCGCCUGAACUCUUUACUUGAAAUUAUUUCCCACGCGCCGCCAUGGUCUCCUCCGCCACUUUUCAGGGCUUUAUCAGAACCACUACUUCUGCUUCAACCACUAUGUCCCUCAGGGGUCCCCUUUUCCUCUUAUGCCACAGAACUCGAAGACUCUCACUUCUCUCCAUUUCCGUGAGACAUCCUUCACUUUGCUUGAGGAAUUUUCAUGUGCCCUCAAAGAUAAGGUCACACAUAACCGUGGGCUCAGUGGCGCCUUCUAGGAUGACUGAGGUGGAUUGGAAGGAGAGGCAAGGUGUGAGCUUCAGGCGGAGGAGCAUUGCCUUGCCAUUUUGGUAUCAGCAGAGCUCCAGUUAUGGUCGUUUUGCUUAUCAGGAUGUGUCUAGUGAUGAUUCCGAGAUGGAGUCGGAAUCUCCUCAGCAACAAAUGGGCGGUUCAUCCCUUGAUAACAUUGAUGAGUGGAGAUGGAAGCUGACCAUGCUUCUUCGAAACAAAGAUGAGCGAGAAGUGAUUUCAAGGGAGAAAAAGGACAGACGUGAUUUUGAGCAUAUCUCAACUUUAGCGACUAGGAUGGGUUUAUAUAGCCGGCAAUAUGCAAAAGUGGUCGUCUUUAGCAAGGAACCUCUGCCAAAUUACAGAUCUGAUCUGGAUGAUAAGCGUCCACAGAGGGAGGUUGUCAUACCUUUUCGUGUUCAUGGAGAAGUAAAUUCUCUUCUCAAUGCUCAUCUUUCUAAAAAAUCUACAAGCUUUGGAGGUGUUUUUGAUUCAUCGUUGCAUGCUGGCAUCCCUCUGGAUGAAGGAAUUCUCAAGGAACCAGAGCCCUUGGUACAGCAUAGUGUUGUCAGGGAGAAAAUUCUUCGACGAAAAAGUUUGCAACUGCGUUCUCAACGGGAAGAUUGGCAGGAGUCUCCUGAAGGACAAAAGAUGCUUGAAUUUCGUAGAACUCUUCCUGCAUUCAAGGCAAAGGAUACAUUAUUGAAAGCCAUUUCAGAGAACCAGGUUGUUGUGGUCUCAGGUGAAACUGGUUGCGGCAAGACCACACAACUUCCACAAUAUAUAUUAGAGUCUGAGAUUGAAGCUGCACGUGGUGCUCUUUGUAGCAUAAUUUGUACUCAGCCAAGAAGAAUAUCUGCCAUGUCUGUUUCUGAAAGAGUUGCAGCAGAGCGGGGGGAAAAAUUGGGAGAAUCUGUUGGUUACAAGGUUCGGCUGGAGGGUAUGAAAGGAAGGGAUACUCGUCUUCUGUUUUGCACUACAGGUGUAUUGUUGAGGAGACUACUUGUGGACAGAAAUCUAAAAGGUGUGACUCAUGUUGUUGUUGAUGAAAUUCAUGAGCGCGGAAUGAAUGAAGAUUUUCUCCUUGUUGUGCUGAAGGAUCUUCUUCCACGCCGUCCAGACCUUAGGUUAAUUUUGAUGAGUGCGACCUUAAAUGCCGAGCUUUUUUCUUCCUACUUUGGUGGGGCUCCAACUUUGCAUAUACCUGGUUUUACAUAUCCAGUUCGAGCACAUUUUCUUGAGGAUAUUCUGGAAAUGACUCGAUAUCGGUUGACCCCUUAUAAUCAAAUUGAUGAUUAUGGUCAAGAGAAGACAUGGAAAAUGCAGAAACAGGUCCAAGCAUUAAGAAAAAGAAAGACCCAGAUUGCUUCAGCCGUUGAGGAUGCAUUUGAAGCUGCUGAUUUCAAGGAGUACAGCUUACACACCCGGGAGUCAUUAUCCUGCUGGAGUCCUGAUUCAAUUGGUUUUAACCUUAUUGAACAUGUUCUUUGCCACAUUGUCAAGAAUGAAAGGCCAGGUGCUAUUUUGGUUUUUAUGACUGGUUGGGAUGACAUAAAUUCUCUAAAGGAUCAACUCCAGGCUCAUCCUUUGUUGGGUGAUCCGAGCAAAGUAUUGCUUCUUGCAUGCCAUGGCUCCAUGGCCAGCUCUGAGCAGAGGUUGAUAUUUGAAAAUCCUGAAGGAGGAGUGAGGAAAAUAGUUCUUGCCACUAAUAUGGCUGAGACUAGUAUUACCAUCAAUGAUGUUGUCUUCGUGAUUGAUUGUGGGAAAGCAAAAGAGACAUCUUAUGAUGCACUAAAUAACACUCCUUGUUUACUCCCAUCUUGGAUCUCAAAGGCUGCUGCUCGGCAGAGAAGAGGAAGGGCAGGUCGUGUUCAACCCGGCGAAUGUUACCAUCUUUAUCCUAGAUGUGUUUAUGAUACUUUUGCUGAUUAUCAAUUGCCGGAGCUUUUAAGAACACCCUUACAGUCCUUGUGUCUUCAAAUCAAAAGUCUAAACCUUGGAAGUAUUUCAGAAUUCCUAUCCAGAGCUCUGCAGCCACCAGAGCCUCUGUCGGUUCAAAAUGCGGUUGAAUAUUUGAAGAUUAUUGGGGCCUUGGACGAAGAUGAGAAUCUGACAGUUUUAGGUCGUAACUUGUCAAUGCUCCCUGUAGAGCCUAAGCUUGGAAAGAUGCUUAUCUUGGGAGCUAUCUUCAACUGUUUAGACCCCAUAAUGACUGUUGCUGCUGGUCUUAGUGUAAGAGAUCCAUUUUUGAUGCCAUUUGACAAGAAAGAUCUUGCGGAGUCUGCCAAGGCCCAGUUUGCUGCUGGUGCCUAUAGUGAUCAUAUUGCACUUGUUCGAGCUUAUGAGGGUUGGAGUGACGCAGAAACACAGAAAGCAGGUUAUGAGUACUGUUGGAGAAAUUUCCUUUCUUCACAAACACUUAGAGCCAUUGACUCUCUUCGGAAGCAAUUUUUUUACCUGCUCAAAGACUUAGGUUUGGUUGGUCAUAGUACUGACAAUUGCAAUGCAUGGAGUCAUGAUGAGCAUCUGGUCCGGGCGGUCAUUUCAGCUGGUUUGUUUCCUGGAGUAUGCUCUGUUGUGAACAAAGAAAAGUCAAUAGCAUUGAAAACAAUGGAGGAUGGUCAAGUUCUCCUGUAUGCUAAUUCUGUAAAUGCUGCUGUACCCAAAAUUCCAUUCCCGUGGCUGGUAUUCAAUGAAAAGGUGAAGGUGAAUUCAGUAUUCCUCCGGGAUUCAACUGGUAUAUCUGAUUCAAUGCUUCUGUUAUUUGGUGGGAGUGUUUACAGAGGUGGACUGGACGGUCACCUGAAAAUGCUGGGGGGUUAUUUGGAGUUUUUCAUGAAUCCUACAUUAGCUGAGACUUACUUGAGCCUGAAGAAGGAGCUGGAGGAAUUAAUACAUAGAAAACUUCUGGAUCCCAAGUUGGAUAUACAACCAUCUGAUGAGCUUCUUUCAGCUGUCAGAUUGCUGGUAUCGGAGGAUCAGUGUGGUGGCAAAUUUGUCUUCGGUCGUCAAGUGCUAUCACCAUCAAAGAAGGCGAAAGACUCUGGAAAUGUUUCUAUUGAGAGCAGUAAUUAUAAAAACCAGCUGCAAACAUUGCUUGCCAAGGCUAGACAUGAACCGCCAACUUACAAAACAAAACAACUGAAAAACAACCAGUUCCGCUCUACUGUCAUAUUCAAUGGCUUGAAUUUUGUUGGCCAGCCUUGCAACAGCAAGAAGCAAGCUGAACAGAACGCUGCUUCUGAGGCUCUUCUGUGGUUAAUGGGGGAUACACGUUCAUCUAGUGAUGAUAUUGACCAGAUGGAAUCUUUGCUUGGCAGGGCUCGACAUAAACCAUCAAAUAAGGCAAAAGACUCCAGAAGUAGUUCUGUUGAGAGAGGUGAUUGUAAAGGCCAGUUGCAAACUUUGCUUGUCCGGGCUGGACAUGAACCACCAACUUACAAAACAAAACAACUGGAGAACAACCAAUUCCGCUCUACCGUUAUAUUCAAUGGCUUGAAUUUUGCUGGCCUCCCUUGCAACAGCAAGAAACAAGCAGAAAGGGAUGCUGCUGCUGAGGCUCUUCAAUGGUUAAACGGUGAUACACAUCCAAAUGAUGAUGACGUUGACCAUAUGUCUUUGCCUUUCAAAAAGAGCAAGAAAAGAAGCAAAAUUUCACUGAAUGGUGCUAAAAGAAGAUGAUGUACCUUCACUUGAAAAGAUCAAGCUCUUGAUUAGAUAACAAGUAUAGCACAGUAAUUCACUGAGGAAGACCUGGUCUGUGGUGAAGCCUAUGGUACACUGGAUGAAACGGAGCUGUUUCCAGUUGACGUCAAACAGAGUGUACAGAGCUAUUGAGGAACUUUAUUCUGACAGCUACUGCCUUAGCCCUUGUUUUUGUAAAGGGUGAUUGUAUCCAGUCUUCCUGGAUUUUUAGGCACUUAAAAUGGCAUAUUUAUAGAAUUGUCUAGGCCUGACGUGGGCCCGGAGAUUCACUGGUUGAACAACUGCUGCUUGAGGUGUCUUCUGUACUUGAGCAUAAUUUCUUGCUAGAAAGGGGAGUAAGCAGCAAUUAUACGGAGGUACCAAUGAUGCCUUGUUUAGGUCAGAUCCUUUACAUGUUUCGGGGGGAAAAAGGGAAACAAAAGAAUGUAGUUAUUCGUGAAGUUCACAUCAUAUAUUAACACUAUCAGUUCUUUUCUCACUCUUUCUAGAUGUAUCAUAUACAUUAAUUUAUAUAAAGGAUCCGGAUUCAUAUUAUUUUUAUUC